AUGUCCUGGGACGAUACUUUGAAAUCUAUGACCAACUACAAUGGUGUCACAUCAGGCUGCAUUGCUGGCUUGGAUGGUUCCAUUUGGGCAUCUACAGCCGACUUUAAGCCAACUGCCGAUGAAAUCAAGAAAAUAGUGAACUGUGCACAGAAGGGCACGAAUGAAGGCCUAAACGUUGGGGGAAAGUCAAUGCGGUGCAUUAGGAGUGGCGAUAACAACGUCAGCGCUCUCGGAACCACCCAUGCCAUGGAUGUGGCGCUCACGAACAAGGCUGUCGUGAUAGCUGCUAACAACGCACCCUCUAACGCGCCCGGAGUUAACCGGCUGCUUUGUGUGGCCUCAGCAGCCAUUGCUUCCUACCUAUCAAAAGCCGGCUACUAA
Molecule: messenger RNA, 381 nt
Organism: Dibothriocephalus latus
Lineage: Eukaryota; Metazoa; Platyhelminthes; Cestoda; Diphyllobothriidea; Diphyllobothriidae
Source: the annotation of a GenBank genome assembly